Penicillium bovifimosum is the source of this 513-nucleotide messenger RNA. Its product is annotated as endosulfine family protein. Gene Ontology annotation, cellular component: cytoplasm. Lineage: Eukaryota; Fungi; Ascomycota; Eurotiomycetes; Eurotiales; Aspergillaceae. Gene Ontology annotation, molecular function: protein phosphatase inhibitor activity. The record is from RefSeq and is a predicted model, not a curated record. Bases 1 to 513 code for a protein of 170 amino acids. The transcript has 3 exons.
AUGAAUCCGCAUCAACAGAACAAAGUCGAUAUCAACUCGCUGAGCCCAGAGGAGCAGCGCCUGCUGCGCCUCUACGGCAAGAUGCCCACCAAGAAAGACCUCCUUCAGAACAAGCUCAAGGAGCGUAAAUACUUCGACUCGGGCGACUACGCUCUCAGCAAAGCAGGCAAAGCCUCAGACGUGGGCGUGACCAACAUUGGCUCGCGCCACCCAGUGCCGGAGAACAUCCCGCAUCUGACAUCGACCUCCCCAGGCGCGAACACUUCCAGCAACAACGGCAGCAUCAGCUCCCAAGGUGGACAGCAGCUUCCGGGCAGCGUCAGCGGACACCCCGGCUCGGUCGGCUUCCAGAGCCGCAGCCCCAUCAAGGAAGGAGGUAGCUUCCUGCACCGUGGAUCCAGUGCGAGCGAGGGUGAAACUGGCUCUGGUCUUGCUUCUGGAUCUGCUCAGGGUGAGCAGGAACUGAGUGUCAGUCCCCCUCCUGCGAGAGAGGGAGUUCCUAUCCGUCGGUAG